Pelmatolapia mariae (spotted tilapia) is the source of this 5535-nucleotide messenger RNA. It is a transcript of the gene cntn1a, whose product is annotated as contactin 1a. NCBI's taxonomy places the organism in Eukaryota, Metazoa, Chordata, Actinopteri, Cichliformes, Cichlidae. Gene Ontology annotation, molecular function: cell-cell adhesion mediator activity. The coding region runs from base 372 to 3428 and encodes 1018 amino acids. Gene Ontology annotation, biological process: axon guidance; cell-cell adhesion; brain development. The transcript has 24 exons. Gene Ontology annotation, cellular component: axon; plasma membrane. The record is from RefSeq and is a predicted model, not a curated record.
CCUCUGUGAAGCGUUCUCACUGCGGGGAGGCUUCUUCUCAUUGGCGUCCCAUUUGCAUGGCUCCCUGUCCUGCUCGGGGAAUUGGCCUUUUCUUUUCUUAUCGUCCCUCCCUCCUCCUUUGCACCUUGGAGAGAGAGUGCUUCCAUCCAGCAGGAUUGCUUGUUUCUGAGGCAGACAAUAGAGCAGAGUAUUUAGGACACUUGGCAGGCAUGUUGGAGGGGAUGGGGACAUGGGCCGCUAAGUAGCUCAUCUCGUCACAUAGCCACUGGCAUGAUAGCACUCGGCAGCAAGGAAAAACAAGCAGUCCUGCUAAUGUUCCAUCAGCUGAGCUUCUGGCUCUAACCCCACCAGGUGGUCCUCAAUUCAACAUCAUGUUGCACCUCACCCUGCUGCUCCAUCUCCUGGUCCUUUCAUGCACCCGUUCGGGUGCAUCUGUCAUUGGGGAGGUACCUGACUUUUAUGGAGAUGAAGUCACAGGUUACGGACCAGUGUUUGAGGAGCAGCCGGUGGAUACCAUCUACCCUGAGGAGUCACCCGAGGCCAAAAUUACCAUGAACUGCCGGGCUAGAGCCAAUCCACCUGCCACAUACAAGUGGAAGCUGGACGGCAUGGAAAUUGACUUGAAUGCAGAGGGUAGUCACUACAGUUUAGUAGGAGGGAACUUGGUCAUCAGCAACCCUGAUAAGACUGAACAUGUGGGACAAUACUCCUGUUUGGCUACCAACACGUAUGGCACGGUCGUAAGCAGAGAGGCCUCUGUCCAAUUUGGAUAUCUCGAUCUUUUCUCAUCGGAGGAGAGGUCGUCAGUGUAUGUCAAAGAGGGACAGGGGGCCGUGUUGCUCUGCGCUCCCCCACCGCAUUAUCCAGCCGAGCUGUCAUUCCGCUGGAUCCUCAAUGAAUUCCCGACCUUCAUCAUACCGGACAAGCGACGUUUUGUCUCCCAGAUAACAGGCAACCUCUAUAUCUCUAAGGUGGACUCCUCGGACAGAGGAAAUUACUCCUGCAUCGCCUCAAGCCCAUCUAUUUCCAAGAGUGUCUUCUCCAACUACAUCCCCCUUGAGCCUCAGACUGAACGUCCUAUCAGGAAAUACCCGGCUGACCUAAGAGUCAAGUUCCCUGACACCACUGCUUUGGUGGGGCAGAAUGUCACCCUGGAGUGCUUUGCUUUGGGGAAUCCUGUCCCUGAGAUCCGCUGGAAGAAGAUAGACGGACAUCUGCCGUCAAACCACGAGGUGCGUAUGACGGGGACUCAACUGCAUCUGUACAACGUGCAAUUUGAAGAUGGUGGCACCUAUAAGUGUGAGGCGAUAAACUCGAAAGGAAAGGACUACCACACCGCUCGUGUGUCUGUGGAAGCUUUUCCAGAGUGGGUGGAGCACAUCCGCAGCACUGAAAAAGACCUCAGGAGCGACUACACCAUGUCCUGCAAAGCCAGUGGCAAGCCUAAUCCACACAUCCGCUGGCUGAAAAACGGAGAACUGGUUGACAGGAAAGAGAUGAGAUUCAGCAGCUUGACAUUUGAUGAUUCAGGGAUGUACCAGUGCAUAGCAGAAAAUCGUCACGGAGUGAUUUAUGCCAACGCAGAGUUGCGUGUCUUUGACUGUGCUCCCACAUUUGAACACAACCCAGUGAAAAGAGUGCUGGCAGCCAAAAAUGGCCGGGUGGUGAUUGAGUGUCGACCCAAAGCGGCCCCAAAGCCCGCCUUCUCCUGGAGCAAAGACACUGAGCUGCUUUCCAACUCUACCAGGGUGUUCAUCUGGGAGGAUGGAAGCCUGGAGAUACUCAAUGUGACACGAGCAGACGAAGGCAGAUACACCUGCUUUGCAGAGAAUGACCGGGGCAAGGCCAAUAGCACCGGCGACCUGUUGGUUAUGGACUCUACGAAGAUCACCUUGGCACCAUCUAAUACUGACGUUAAAGUGGGAGAGAAUACCUCGAUGCAGUGCGCAGCAUCACACGAUCAGUCUCUAGAUAUCACCUUCAUCUGGUCCCUAGAUGGCCGAGUCAUUGACCUGCACAAGGACAGCCAACAUUACGAACGCACCACAAAUGGAAGCUCGAAUGGCGAGCUGCUCAUCAAGAAUGUUCAGCUGAAACAUGCGGGACAGUACACCUGCACUGCACAGACCCCUGUUGACAAUAUCACUGCUUCUGCCCACCUGGUUGUCAGGGGUCCUCCUGGUGCUCCAGGUGGGGUGCGAAUAAUAGAAAAAACAGACAAAAGUGUAAAGUUGCAGUGGAGCCGUGGUGCAGACAACCACAGUCCGAUCUCCAAAUAUACCAUCCAGUACAAGGAUCAGUUCUCAGACGAUGUCUGGAAGAAUGCCACUACAUUUCCUGUUAAUGUAGAGGGGAACGCAGAGAUGACCACAGUGGUGGACUUGAUUCCCUGGACAGACUAUGAGUUCAGGGUCAUUGCUACUAACACUCUGGGGACAGGAGACCCAAGCAACCCAUCGCCUAUUGUUAAAACGCUGGAAGCAGUUCCUGUGGUGGCGCCCUCAGAUGUUGGCGGGGGUGGAGGGGCUAGCAGAGAACUGACCAUCACAUGGACGCCUGUGAAGCCAAAGUACUACUAUGGGCCUAAUUUUGGCUACAUUGUGGCCUUCAAGCCCCAAGAUGAGCAAGAGUGGAAACGGGUGGCAGUAGCCGAUCCCCAGGCCAGGCGCUACGUCCACAAAGCCUCUGACAUCCCACCUUUGACAGAGUUUCAAGUCAAAGUCAAAGCGUUUAACGUCCAGGGAGAAGGACCCUACAGCCUAACAGCCAUCAUCUAUUCUGCACAAGACGCUCCAUCUGAAGCUCCUGCAGUUGUUGAAGCCAGAGCUCUCUCUGCCAAAGCUGCCACUGUGUCCUGGAUGCCCCUCUCAUAUAGUAAUUUAGAUGGAUACCAGGUGAAGUACUGGGAAUCUGGUAAAAGUGAAGGGCAGGCCGAGACGAUUGCCGUGUCUAGCAGGGAGAACCACACUAAACUAGAAAAUCUGAGACCUUACACAGAGUACAUUAUUGAAGUUCGAGGCUACAACUCUGCAGGAUAUGGGCCACCCAGCCACCACUUCCGGGUCCUAACCAAGAAACCCCCACCAGACCGAGCCCCCAAAAUAAUAGCUAAAAAAGUGAAGGGCCAGUCAAUAAAUAUUGCCUGGGAACAAGUGGAACCGAUGGCUAAUGAGUCCUCAAUAGAAGGGUACCGAGUACUAUACAGGCCAGAGGGCCAAACCACAGGCACUCUGUACAACACCUACAAGCGAAACAUUGAUCUUCCCCUACCUCCAAAUGGGAACUAUGUGGUGGAGGUCCGGGCACACACAGAAGGAGGAGAUGGGGCUACGACCACAGUCCAGAUCACAGGUGGGGGUGUCUCGACCGCCCAGUCUCUCAGCGUACUCUCCCUGCUCUUUGUGGCUCUCCUCUGCCUGAACCUCUGAAUGUAGCGCCAUCUUUUGUCUUCACUUCCUGUGAAGGAGACUCCUGCAAGGACUUUGAGCCUCUUUCCACAAUCUUUCGGUUCCGCCCUAUAAUCUGGGAUGCCAUGUUCUGGCUCUUUCCUCUGGAAUACGUUUGUGGAAACGGACACAGAAAUGGAAAAAUUGGAAAAAGGACAAAGACAUUCCUUAUUUAUCCACAAAAAUGGCCUCUUUGGAGGAGAGUCAAAGGAGUUUUGUCAACUUUAAAAAUAUGCCUUAUAUAAAUGACUGCACUUAUCUUUCACAGCAACUUGUUUUAAAACGUUCUGGAAGUGCAAACGCUGCACUUUUGAUAGGCUGGCUGUUUGGUCAUUUUAAAUCACAACGCUGUUCUUUCUUAUUAUAAAGAUGCUGUAUGUUUGGUCUGUGACGUUCUGGAAAAUUCUUCCUACAGUGCAUUCCAUAAUAUAAGGUAAACAAGUAGCUGUGAAGGGUAAGUGUAUGAGUUUAUAAAAAAAUAUCUUCAUGUGUUUCAUGGCUUGCUGUUCGGUGGAAUUUUUUUUUUUCUUAAAAUAAGCACACCCUCUGUUAACGAGAUACAGUCAAAUCAAAUCUCAACCGCCUGCAUCCUUUCAGACGCAGGUAGAGAAAUGAGCAGAUGAUGCCAUGCUGAAAAGUAAUCAGUAAUUGAUAUUGUUUUACUGUCUAGUAUAACAGUGUUUUUUUUUUAAAGAGAAGUGGAUUGGUUUAACCAUGCAAUUGCUGCUUACCUCCAAACCGUAACAUAAGCUUUACUAAUACCUGUGCGUAUGUUGAUGAAGAGACGUUUGAAAUGGCUCAAAGUGUUCUGAUUUUGGCACAUUUAUAUUCAAAUACAGAAUCCAUUGGAACCAACCCACAGCAGCAGGAAGUGCUAACAACGUCUAAAGGAAGUUUAAAAUGUAAAACUGCGGCGAACAGUGUGUGACCGUGAUGAAGGCUUUGCAGAAACAUUUAGAUCGAUGUUCAACCGAGACUGAAAGACAUCGCCCGUGAUCUAAACUAAAUCUACUUUGUUUUGACUGUAUCAUUAGGACCUCAGUGGUACCAUCUGGUGCUUUGUAAACGAAUGUUGCCAUUUUAUUUAAUGUGAUCAGUUUCAUUUAAUAUCUCUCGUUUAUGGCUUUGCGUGCGAGUCACUAUUAACAGUGAGAGUGAAUGGUAGCGACGCUCAUGCCCUCCUAUAAUUGUGCAAUGUCUGAAUUACCUGUGGCUACUUUAUAUUUUCUAACAGGAUCAUUUGCUUAGCACCUGUUUUCAUUCUCUAAAAAUCAGAAGGUAAGCAAAGCCAUCCGAGUCAGCUGUAAGAGCUCAUCCAAAGCUCACGAUGUUAUUCUGAAUACAUUUUUGUCUUUUUAUUAACAUAUGAUCAGAGAUAUAUAAACAUUGUCAUUUUUUGUUUUUUAAUAUUAUAUUUGUAUGUCUCCACCCAGCUCUGGUUGGACAGUUUCAGAGUUUAUUUCUCUCAACUGGAGGAGCAAACGGUAUAUUUUGAGUUCCUCUGAUUUCUCUCUUGUGUGACUGACGUUGGUCAUGCUUCUUACAUUGUGACAAUAUCAAUGUCCACCACAAAGUGCUUUUUCCUGACUUUUCUUCAUGCCACAAAACAUAAAAAAAAGAGUUGCCAAAUGCAUGAAUGCCUUGAACUUUGACAUUUUUGGAAGAAGCAGCGGCUCAAAAUUCUAACAUGCAUGAGAUUGGAGAGCAAGUGGUACAUUACUUUGCAACACUUCCACAUCAUAGCGACUUCUCGGCCUCUCGGCUUCAUGUGAAACACAUUCCAUACCUGAGUGGCAUCCCUUUACGUCAGAGAAGGAGUAGAUCCUAGACUAAUAUGUUCGUUAGCUGCUAAGCGAGAGAGAAAAUCUUAAACUGACUAAAGGAAUCUCACUCAUUUGAGUUCAGAAGUGGUCCCGCAGUCUGGUACAUGCAAUGGCUGCGAUUUGAUAGUAUCAUUGGUGGCUGUGGCAGCAUGUUUGGCUGCCUCCUGGAAUUCAGUGCUUCGUUGGACAUGAAUGGCAUAUAUGAGGGAUGAAACUGAAACCUCUCAUUGGCUGGACAAGGAACAAUAAAAGUGUAGUUAACUAUA